Diaporthe batatas is the source of this 738-nucleotide messenger RNA. RefSeq lists its product as uncharacterized. NCBI's taxonomy places the organism in Eukaryota, Fungi, Ascomycota, Sordariomycetes, Diaporthales, Diaporthaceae. The transcript has a single exon. The record is from RefSeq and is a predicted model, not a curated record. The coding region runs from base 1 to 738 and encodes 245 amino acids.
AUGGCCGUUCCCAGACCGUCCAAUUAUAUCGUACCUACGAGUGAGGACAACAAUGUCUCCCUCGUAAUUUCUGAAGCAAGCUGUUCGGCCGAGGGGCUGUCCCUCGUAACUUGGAGCUCAGCCUUUCUCCUCUCCAAGGAGCUGUACAAGCUAGAAAUCGACCGGUUACAACUGAAGAAUCCCACCACUGGCUACUCUAUUCUCGAGCUCGGCGCUGGCACCGGUCUCACUGGCAUUGCUGCUGCCGCCGUUUGGGGGGGGAACGCCCUGCUCACAGACCUACCCACUAUCGUCCCCGGGGUGCAAGUGAACGCAGACCUUAACAAGGAGGCCGUUGCAGCAUACGGCGCGAAGGUGGGAUGCGGAACCCUGGACUGGAAGAGCCCGGAUAAGAUUUUUAUCCAUGGGACAUCGGGCGAGGCCGGACAGGCGACAAUCGAGGUGAACGACGACACGGCGUUCCCCGUUAUCGUCACGGCCGACACCAUGUAUACCGAAGACCACCCUCAGCUGGUGAGCCAGACGAUCCUAAAAUGCCUACGGAGGACGAAAGAUGCCCGGGCUGUUGUCAUGUAUGCGAUGCGGAUCGCAUACAUCGACCAUAUCAGGGAGUUCUGGGAGCUGAUGGAGGCCGGCGGCCUGGUUGCCGUGCAGGAGGGCCGGGCGGAAAUCGACCUCAAGGACUGGGACGACGAGAAGCUUCACGAGUGGUGCGUGUGGAAGUGGAAAGACCUGUGA